Messenger RNA from Ceratina calcarata, 2156 nucleotides. RefSeq names its product beta-pore-forming protein unzipped (gene uzip). The transcript is spliced from 5 exons. Lineage: Eukaryota; Metazoa; Arthropoda; Insecta; Hymenoptera; Apidae. The record is from RefSeq and is a predicted model, not a curated record. Bases 448 to 1872 code for a protein of 474 amino acids.
AGGCACGCGUUGCGGCAUCGCGCCAGUAGUGCGCUAUUCGAACCACCACGGCAAGGUAGCUUCGAAGCUUACGCUGCCGUGUGAACGAAAGAGAGCAAGCGAAAGCAACGGGAGAUAAACGAGGACCGCGCGAGAGAAGGAAGAAGCAAGCGAGCAUAGAAAGAAGGGAGGGUGGGACACACGGUGGGCCGUGGGUGCUCCGCUUCGCGCUGGCGUCAGUUAUUCGGCUUGCCGCUUGUUUGCCGGUUGUGCAGUGCGCUCGUUCACAAUUUUUAAUUACGAACCACCGGGCCGUUGACAUUACGCGAAAUUCGUAACAUCGUUUCUCACGGAAAACGCGGUAUAGAAUAAAACACAACGGACGGGACGCCUAGUGCCAUCACCGCGUAAUCCCCUUGAUGCCAGUAUUCGGACGCUCGCAUUAUUUGGAUUAAAGAUAAUGCAAUAAUGUCUUGGCAAAGGAUCUACCUUGCUGUGGGACUUAUUGGUGUCCUGCUGCUGCUGACGAACGCGGACAACAGCGUGCACAUACACUCAAAGUAUCAAUUGAUCACCUCGACUACCCUCAACUGGCUUCCUCGUGCUCACUACGAUUCCUCGAAGGAAAUUGUCAUCGGCGGUUUCGAGAACGAAGAAACGGAAGAGGACUCGCUUAACAAUCAGGCAGAGAAAUCGGAGAGAAAGAGACCCCUGUACGUGUGCAGGGUGUUGCACACAACUGUCUGGGUCGCUGGUAGUCAGAGGGGUGACGAGAAACGAUGCACCGUGACAAUUCACGGGAACGUGCAAUCGUACGAAAAAUACGAGUUGCUUGAGAACGUGGACAAUGCUGGUCGCGUCAGCUGGGUGUACUGGGAUAAAUUCAAGAUGCCCCCUUUGGGCACCGUGGCCAUGGAGAAGAUGUUCAUCGCCCGCGUCGCAGCCGAGCACGUCAAGGAUUCGCCCGCGCCUAAAUACACCCAUUACAUCGGCACCUUAACCGAGCAGUCUCUCGGAAGCAUCAGCUACGUGAAAGACGAUGGUACUGAAGGAAGCGCAAAGGCUGGCGAACUCCUCGUCGAGACGGAACCGAUCUACUACGAACUAACGAAGGUUAAAUUAAACUGGCCUAAGAAACGCGUGAUCAAACGUACACCUCGCGUGUUAGGCGAGGCAACGAUCACCAACGGUGGACCGAGAGCUGUGAACAUGGCGCAAGCUUUCGGGUUCACGUACAAGUACUCCAUGUACUGGGGUCAAGGUCACGCCAUACUAAAAGGCUUAAACACAUCGAUAACGUUAACGAAUGGCACCACUUUACCGAAAAUACUGUGGGGCAUGAAGGAAUCCAAUAAUCGUACCGACGUGGUCACGGUUGACGUAUUUUUGGAAGCCGGUACAGGAAUAAACGUUACUCUGCGAGCCAAUUACACAGACAUGGAAGUACCCUAUUCAGGCACGUUGAUCUCCCACUACGAGGACGGGGAGACAAAGCGUCGCGUGAUAAACGGCAUACGCUCGGAGGAGAACAUGUUCGACAUAAAACCCGAAUUCGGACCCGUAUACUUCCUCGGCAAUUACAGUCUAGUUCCUACGACCACUAUGCCGCCCACAACGGAACCGAGCACCACCACCACCACGGCGUCACCGCCGCAGAACGUGAGCAAGGGCGUUCAGAAGAAGGAGCUGGAGCCGGAGAACGAGGAUCACGAUGAGAACAUGAUCGUGCCGCCGACGAAAUCGGAUAUGUCGAACAUGCAAAGCGACGACGGCGGCCCGUUGUCGCUGAAAAACAAGGUAGAAGCGACACAUUCCGGCGUUGAAUCGUCUUUGCUUAGAUUAAACUGGUUGCUCGUGAUCUCGUUAACCACGAUCGUCCAUAGAAUCACGUGAAAAUCAUAAAUAACAGAACCUAAGUCCUAUCGUAUAAGUCACAAUAGUAAUAUAUUUAAAAGAAAAUCAUAGUAGAGAAACAGUGUCCAGAGAUUACCAAAAAAGCAUAAAAAAUAGCGCAAAAAAAGUCGUAUAAUAGAACAAUCGAACUCGAGACGUUGCUGUAAUUUCAUACAUAAUAGCGGAAUGGCAUGAAAUAAAAAAAGCUCCUUUCGUUAAAUCGCUCUGAUCGCGUCAGACUGCGAUGUCAGCGCUGACAUAAAUGCUUGCCUUUCGAAGAUGAA